This is a messenger RNA of Drosophila mauritiana, 1958 nucleotides long. RefSeq names its product sodium- and chloride-dependent glycine transporter 1. The transcript is spliced from 9 exons. Bases 104 to 1876 code for a protein of 590 amino acids. Gene Ontology annotation, biological process: sodium ion transmembrane transport. Gene Ontology annotation, cellular component: membrane. The record is from RefSeq and is a predicted model, not a curated record. Lineage: Eukaryota; Metazoa; Arthropoda; Insecta; Diptera; Drosophilidae. Gene Ontology annotation, molecular function: glycine transmembrane transporter activity.
UUUUGACAGCAUCAAAUAAUAAGUGUAAAAAUAGAUCUAUUAUUUUUCAAAUCCCUGUUGUUAUUCAGUAUGGUAAAUUCGAAGUUCAGGCUUUAGUGACACAAUGGCGAAUAAUCAGCCCCCGACAACGAAUGCUCCGCGUAAAGAUAAGCGCAUAGAGCGGGACGAGAACCGCGGCCAAUGGAAGAGCAAGUCGGAGUUCAUCCUCUCGCUCCUUGGAUAUGCCAUUGGCAUUGGCAAUGUGUGGCGAUUUCCGUAUCUCUGCUACCGCAGUGGCGGCGCCGCCUUUCUGAUCCCGUACCUGUUGAUGGUAAUUUUAGCCGGCGUACCUCUGUUUUAUAUGGAAAUUCUGAUCGGUCAGUUCUCGAGCACCGGAUGCACUGGUAUGUUUCGCAUGACGCCUCUGCUGAAGGGAACGGGAAUCGCUCAGGUGGUGGUCAAUGCCUACUGCGUGUGCUACUACUCGGUGAUCAUAUCGUAUCCCAUUCGGAUGAUCUUCUACUGCUUCUUCAAGAAGGUGCCCUGGGAGGACUGUUCCAAUUCAUGGAAUACCGACGAUUGCGUUACCGCGUCUGAUAUGGGGAACCAAAAUAGUAGUGAUGUAUUCAAAACUUCCGCCGAUGAAUUCUUCCACUUGGAAGUACUUAGAAUCUCAACAGACAUCUCUGAUUUGGGUGGCAUGGUAUGGGAACAAUUAACUGCCCUGAUAAUCACCUGGAUUCUUAUUUACUUCUGCCUAAUGCGAGGAAUUAAGUCGGUUGGCAAGGUUGUGUACUUUACAGUCCCCUUUCCCUACUUGCUGCUCUUCAUUCUGCUCAUCAGAGGAGCCACUUUGCCCGGAGCCUGGAAAGGCAUACAGUUCUACCUGUAUCCGGAGUGGCACCGCUUGCUGGACCUCAAAGUCUGGGCCGAUGCCGCCGUCCAGAUGUUCUUUGGCAUAGGUCCCGGCUGGGGUGGUAUCGUCAACAUGGCCAGUUUCAGCAACUUUCGAAAUAAUGCCAAGUGCGACUCGGUUCUCAUAGUAUCGAUCAAUGUGUUCACCAGCUUAUUGGCCGGAUUUGUGGUCUUCUCCGUGUUGGGUUUUCUCUCUGAAAAAUCGGGCAUACCCGUGGAAUCGGUGGCCACCGGAGGAGCUGGACUGGCCUUCGUCACGUAUCCGGAGGCCAUUGCCCUGCUGCCUGUCCCGCAGCUCUGGGCGCUCAUGUUUUUCUUUAUGCUCUUUUUGCUGGGCAUCGAUAGUGUGUUUGUGCAACUGGAGGCCAUCAUGUCAUCGAUAUUGGAUGAGUGGUAUUGGGUGAGAAAUCACAAGUGCAAACUGACGCUCAUUUCGUGCCUAAUCUUUCUCGGACUCUCAUCCAUAAUGUGCACAAAUGGCGGCAUGUUUAUACUUCAGCUGUUUGACUGGUACUCCUCGGCGAUAGCCGUAAUUGUCAUUUGCCUGGUGGAGAUUAUUAUGGUCGCCUGGAUUUAUGGCAUCAAAAAUUUCAUGUUAGAUGUCGAGUUUAUGCUCGGAAAACGGCCAAGUCUAUAUUGGAGAAUCGUGUGGCAGGUCGUCACACCUGUCAUUAUAAUUUUUAUUCUUAUAACUAGCAUUGUAUUUAUAAGGACAAUCACCUAUAACAACAUCCCGUAUCCCCAGUGGGCCAUUAUAAUCGGCUGGGCCAGUUGUGUAACAUCAGUUAUGUGGAUACCGCUCUACAUAUUCUAUAUCAUGAUCCGUAAGCGGGCCACACUAUGUGAUAGCCUGAAGAAACGCCUCAAGCCUUUGGACUGGACACCUGCGGAUCCGCAAGAUCGUGCGGAUUACGAGGCCUUCCGGAGGCAACGUCGAAUGCCUGGAUUUAUGUCUGACACGGAUAUGGAGAGCUCGAAGUAGAUUAAUAUGUAUACGUAAAUUUUUUUAUUUGUAACCAAUUUACAAAAUUUUUACGCAUAAAGAUUAAAUAUUUUGGAACAAG